CAGACGCCGCAGUGACUUGUCAAAAUUGUAAAACUCAUUGUAAUCUGUGAAUUGAGAAAUUAUAAAUACAUAUUUUAAUUCAUUUCUAAUACUGAAAAAAUCUAAAAGGGAAAUAAAAUGACAGUCAAAAAUAAAAAUGAAGAACCCAAGAAAGAAAAAGCUGAACCUGUAGCUGCACCUAGUGAUGAUUUGUCUGAAGAAGAUAAACGCCUCCAAGAGGAGCUCAACAUGCUUGUUGAGAAGCUUGUGGGGAAUGAUGUGGAAUUAUACUUUCCUGCACUACAAAUGUUGAGUAAUCUUAUCAGAACAUCUACAACAUCAAUGACUUCUGUACCUAAACCACUUAAAUUUUUGAGAGAACAUUAUCCAGCUCUUAAAUUAGUAUAUGAAAAAAUUCAAGAUGCGAAAACAAAAAAAUUUUGUGCUGAUGUUGUCUCAGUUCUUGCUAUGGGUGUCAGUGGCUCGCCAGAUGCUGCAGAGAAAAGAGAAUGCCUCAAGUAUUGUCUUCUUGGAACUCUGUCCAAUGUGGGUGACUGGGGACAUGAAUAUGUUAGGCAGUUGGAGGGUGAGAUAGCAGAAGAAUGGAAUGUAGAAAAUAUGGAUACAUUGCUACCACUUGUACGAGAUGUGGUUGCUUUCGACAUGCAGCAUUCGGCUGAAAUUCAGGCUUGUGAUCUUUUGAUGGAAAUAGACCGUCUUGAUCUUCUCACACAGCAUAUGGAUCAAAGCAAUUAUCCCCGAGUCUGCCUUUAUUUGAUUGGUUGUGCCAGUUAUGUUGUGGAACCGGAAUCAACACAGAUACUCCAAGGUGUAUUGGAUACAUAUUUACGUUUUGGAGAGUACCCUCGGGCGUUACUCGUUGCUAUGCAAUUGCAUGAUAAAGUUAAAAGUGAAGAGGUCUUCAAUGCAUGCAAUGAUCCAUUGAUUAAGAAACAGCUGUGCUACAUGCUCGCCAGACAGUAUAUACCUCUUGAUUUGGAGGAUGAAGAUCUUCGCACCAUUCUUCUUAAUGCACACAUCAAUGAUCAUUAUUUGAGUUUAGCAAGAGAGCUUGACAUAAUGGAACCCAAAACUCCUGAAGAGGUGUACAAAACUUGGUUGGAAUCUGCUGGGUCUGCACUCCGCCCGUCGUUACUAGCCGAACAUCCUGUAGAUUCUGCACGACAAAAUCUUUCAGCAACAUUUGUAAACGCAUUUGUGAACGCAGGCUUUGGCCGCGAUAAAUUGGUCACAACUGAGGAUGGCAAUAAGUGGAUGUACAAGAACAAAGACCAUGGUAUGCUAUCAGCGGCAGCGUCGCUCGGCAUGAUUCACUUGUGGGACGUUGACGGCGGCCUGACGCCCAUCGACAAGUACUUGUACACGGCGGACGAGCACAUCAAGGCGGGGGCGCUGCUUGCUCUUGGACUCGUUAACUGCGGCGUCCGGAACGAAUGCGAUCCCGCGCUGGCGCUGCUCUCCGACUAUGUACUGCAUUCCAGCUCCAAUCUUAGGAUUGGCAGUGUUCUAGGCCUGGGGAUCGCGUACGCGGGCACGCAGCGCGAGGAAGUGCUGUCGCACCUGUUGCCCGUGCUAGCGGACACGGCCGCACCACCCGAGAUCUGCGCCUUGGCCGCCAUCUCCUGCGGACUUAUCGCCGUCGGUUCUUGUAAUGGAGACGUCACAUGUGCCAUCAUACAGCGUCUUAUUGACGACAAUAAGGACUUGCAUUCAUCCACAUACGCCAGAUUCUUACAUUUAGGACUUGGAUUAUGUUUCUUAGGUUGUAAGGAGCGCACAGAGGCAACGAUGGCGGCGCUGGAGGUUCUCCCUGAGCCGCAGCAAUCUCUCUGCCAAACUACGCUUUCCAUGUGCGCUUACGCGGGCACCGGUGAUGUGCUCGUCGUACAGCAGAUGCUGCACAUCUGCUCCAAGCACUAUGAGACUGAGAAUGAACAAUCGUCAGCUGAAGAUACUGCUUUUAAGAAACAAGACAAAAAAGAUCCUAAGGAAGGUACCAGUUCCAGUAGCUCAAAGGACGAUAAAAACAAAAGCAAGUCUUCAAAAGACAGCAAAAAUAAAGAAAAAGAAAAGGAGAAAGAAGCGAACAAGGAGUUGUCAUCGGUGCAAGCGGUGGCCACGCUCGGCGUUGCCGUCAUCGCGCUUGCAGAGGAAACCGGCGCCGAGAUGUGUACGCGCAUAUUUGGACAGCUCGGCCGUUAUGGAGAACCCGCAGUUCGCCGCGCGGUGCCACUAGCGAUCGCUCUUUGCUCAAUCUCCAACCCGCAACUGGCCGUCAUUGAUGUGCUCAACAAAUACUCUCAUGACUCCGAUAAUGACGUCGCAUACAAUGCUAUCUUUGCUAUGGGACUCGUAGGCGCUGGCACCAAUAACGCAAGGCUGGCGACGAUGCUGCGCGCGCUGGCUCUGUACCAUGGCAAAUCGCCUGUGCACCUGUUCAUGGUGCGACUGGCGCAAGGCCUGUGUCACGCGGGCAAGGGCACGGUCACGCUGUGCCCUGCGCACGCUGACCGCCGUCUGCUCAACCAGCCCGCGCUCGCCGGCCUGCUCGUCGUGCUCACCGCCUUCCUCGACUGCAAGAAUAUAAUUCUGGGCAAAUCUCAUUACUUAUUGUAUGUGUUGGCGACUGCUAUGCAACCUCGGUGGCUCGUCACCCUUGAUGAAAACCUUCAGCCUCUGAACGUCAGUGUACGCGUUGGUCAGGCUGUUGACGUAAUCGGCAAAGCUGGUACUCCAAAGACCAUAGCCGGCUCCCACACGCAUACUACCCCAGUUUUGCUGUCAUUUGGCGAGCGCGCAGAACUCGCUACCGAUGAGUAUAUCCCAUUGUCGCCCGUCAUGGAAGGCUUCGUCAUAUUAAAAAAGAACGAAGACAGUGUCAUGGCCUCUGUCCAAUAGAAGCUAAAUAAUUAACUCGCAUUAUACGUGUAUUAUUUUUGUUUUUAAAAUAAAUUAAUUAUAAUUAAUAAUAAAAUUGUGUUUACUCCAAUUUCUAUUGUUGUGUAGUCAAAAUGUUAGACUUAAAAAGCGCAAUGAAAAAAAAAAGAGUACAAGAACAGAUAACCGAAUUCCAAUAUAAUCAUGAAGAAAAUACUAUUUGAAAAUAUACUGUUUAGUAGCUCUGUUAUAAUAUUAUUGUAGCAAUGUCCCAUAUACUGUUAAAAACUGUUUGUCCCGUAUACUGCUACAGUUUUAUAGUUCACAGAUAAUUUAGUAAAAAUAAGAUCAUAUCCAUCUCUGUAAAUGUGUAAUGACAUUCUCUAAACUGAUAUAUUUUUUCAAUUAUAACCCAUUAAACAGACAAAACCGA
Molecule: messenger RNA, 3310 nt
Organism: Galleria mellonella (greater wax moth)
Lineage: Eukaryota; Metazoa; Arthropoda; Insecta; Lepidoptera; Pyralidae
Gene: Rpn1
Product: 26S proteasome non-ATPase regulatory subunit 2
Exons: 18
Coding region: 118-2898 (926 amino acids)
Biological process (GO): proteasome-mediated ubiquitin-dependent protein catabolic process; regulation of protein catabolic process
Cellular component (GO): proteasome regulatory particle, base subcomplex; nucleus; proteasome complex
Molecular function (GO): enzyme regulator activity
Source: RefSeq, a predicted model, not a curated record